AUGGUCGAUAAUAAUUAUAGUGUAAGCUUUGAAGAUAAAGUGAUCGUCGGUGGCGAACAAAAUGGCCUUACGAAUGGUUCGAUAUGUGUCAAUACCAAAACACGAAUAAUAUAUUUCAAGCCAGGGCAUACGUACACCGAUAAAAUACAAUUAUUAAACGUGACGGUUUUGCCACAAAUCAUUUGGAUACAACCGCCAGAUAGUAAAAUAUUUAAAUUUCCAAACCUAACCACCGUCUCUAUCCCCCCUGGCGAAUCGUGGGAUUUGCACUACACUUUUAUGUCGAACUUAAACCAGAAAUUCAAAAGUUAUUUGCACUUGAAAAAUCCAACUGGUCAAGGAAACUUGGCUAUAGAAUUAAAGGCUGUGCCGAGAAUAUCUUCCAGUUUGCCUCGAACCAUUAAUUUUGGACAUGUAAACAUUGGAAUGAGCGUUACAAAGAAGUUGAGUCUGACUCCCGAAUCAAAACCGUAUCAAUUCCGCAUAUUUAUUCCAAACGAGUCGCAGGAAUUGAACGUAAAUCCAACCUUUGGUAAAGUGUCUUGUGAUUCUUCGACAUACGUCACUAUUCGUUAUACGCCUCGGUCGUAUAUAACACUGUGUUCAGAUUUAAUAUUUUACCAUUCGGAAGCUAAUCAAGAACCACAAGUUAUAACAAUUACGGCAGUCACAAAACCUAGAGACACGAAUGAACAAAAUGUAAAAAUGGAGAAACGUGAGCCAACGAAAAUCGAUUUGUCUCCUCGGAAUAUUACACAUCGACGUAAUAUUCAAACACAAAAGGAUAACAAUACGGUUUUUAGCAGACUUAAACCUAAUAAAAUAUUUGUGGAUAAGACAUGCACAAUUCCCGUAGACUCGUAUUCGUGGAACAAUGCUCUAGGUGAACCGGACGAGGUGUACCGAGAAGCUUAUGCGCAACACACUAAGACGUUUUUGUUGAAUGCAAAACUUUUUGGCAACACAAAUAAGAACGAAAAACUCUACUCGUAUAGAAACGUAUCAUACGAUGACAAUUUGCGGAAAUCGACGGGACUUCGAGAGAGAAGCAUUCGAAUGAAUCAUAUCGACACGAGUGUACACGACUUUGAUCCGAAUCUCGAUGAUAACUGGUGGGUAAGAUUCCAAACUUACAACAGAUUCGUAAGCGCUGUCAGGAAAAUUAUUAUCAAAAAUCGUUUAAAAAAG
Molecule: messenger RNA, 1188 nt
Organism: Sipha flava (yellow sugarcane aphid)
Lineage: Eukaryota; Metazoa; Arthropoda; Insecta; Hemiptera; Aphididae
Exons: 9
Biological process (GO): cilium assembly; cilium movement
Cellular component (GO): cilium
Source: RefSeq, a predicted model, not a curated record